Molecule: messenger RNA, 1848 nt
Organism: Trichosurus vulpecula (common brushtail)
Lineage: Eukaryota; Metazoa; Chordata; Mammalia; Diprotodontia; Phalangeridae
Gene: ABHD13
Product: abhydrolase domain containing 13
Exons: 3
Coding region: 112-1131 (339 amino acids)
Cellular component (GO): membrane
Molecular function (GO): palmitoyl-(protein) hydrolase activity
Source: RefSeq, a predicted model, not a curated record
AAGCGGCGGUCGGGGCUGUUGCGCGCUUCCCGGUUUAGUGUUUCUUGCUACCUGCGCGGCCGAGGAGCGUAUCUGAGAUACAUAUGGAAUAAUAGUUCAAGGAGACCUACAAUGGAAAAGUCAUGGAUGUUGUGGACCUUUGUUGAAAGAUGGCUAUUAGCCUUAGCUUCAUGGUCUUGGGCUCUCUGCCGUAUUUCUCUUUUACCUUUAAUAGUGACUUUCCAUCUGUAUGGAGGCAUCACCUUACUUGUGUUAAUAUUUGUAUCAAUAGCAGGUAUUCUAUAUAAAUUCCAGGAUGUAUUGCUUUAUUUUCCAGAACAGCCAUCAUCAUCCCGCCUUUAUGUCCCUAUGCCCACUGGCAUUCCACAUGAAAACAUUUUCAUCAGAACCAAAGAUGGAGUGCUUCUCAACCUUAUUUUGCUGAGAUACACUGGAGAUGAUUCAACGUAUUCCCCGACUAUCAUUUAUUUUCAUGGAAAUGCAGGCAAUAUUGGUCACAGGUUACCAAAUGCUUUGCUUAUGCUGGUUAACCUGAAAGUUAACCUUUUACUUGUUGAUUAUAGAGGUUAUGGAAAAAGCGAAGGUGAAGCAAGUGAAGAAGGACUCUACCUAGAUUCAGAAGCUGUGCUGGACUAUUUGAUGACCAGACCUGACCUUGAUAAAACAAAAAUUUUUCUUUUUGGCCGUUCCUUGGGGGGAGCAGUGGCUAUUCACUUAGCUUCUGAAAAUUCCCAUAGGAUUUCAGCCAUCAUGGUAGAGAACACAUUUCUGAGCAUACCACAUAUGGCCACUACUUUAUUUUCUUUCUUUCCAAUGCGAUAUCUUCCUUUGUGGUGCUACAAAAAUAAAUUCUUGUCCUACAGAAAAAUCUCUCAGUGCAGAAUGCCUUCUCUAUUCAUCUCUGGGCUCUCAGACCAGUUAAUUCCACCAGUAAUGAUGAAACAGCUUUAUGAACUUUCCCCGUCUCGGACUAAGAGAUUAGCAAUUUUUCCUGAUGGAACUCAUAAUGACACAUGGCAGUGCCAGGGUUAUUUCACUGCACUUGAACAGUUCAUCAAAGAAGUUAUAAAAAGUCACUCCCCUGAAGAAAUGGCAAAGACUUCAUCUAAUGUCAUGAAUGGAGACUACUAAUAAGGAUUCUACGACUCCCUCGUUAUUUUUGGCAUCAUUUAUGAAAUUUUGAAAAAAAUGCAAAUAAUGCUUUCAGAUUAUCCAGUUAAAUUGAGCUAUCUUCCUUCAUAUCACUCAGGUAAAGUUACAAAAUGACAUAGCACAAACAUCUAUUUAUAAAUCUCCCAGUUAAAAGGGUAGUCAGUGAAAUGCACUUCUGUUUGUUUAUAUAUAAUAUAUGCACAUCAGCAUCUCUUGGCUAAUCAAAAGUGUCAUACAUUCAUUCAUAUGAAGAAAUUAAUUCAAACUGUCAUCUUACCCAUGAAUCAAUCCAUCUUGGCCAAGUGACACAAAUAUACCUCCAUUUAUAUUUCAUAUUUUUAGAACUAUAUAUACUUUAAAAUAGGACUGUGUACAAGAGACACUUUACAACAGUGCCAUAUAUAAAUAACACAUUUAAUAAGGAAGAGUGGUAUCUGGUGUUGAAAAUGAUUUAUAAUGCUAGCAGAAUUCCCGUCAGUACAGUGUAUACUGAAAAUUCUCUACGUAAAGUAAAUUCAGGAUGUAAAAAAAUGGUAUUCUGAAUUCAUAAUGUAAGUCAUAUAUUUUUUCAUUUCCUUGCCAUUCUUAUUUGAAAUAGUGGUGUAAUGCAUUUUAUAAAUUAAAUUUAAACAUUGCAGUAUAUUUAUGUGCUAACCAUGGCAGUCUUAAACAUUUACAUUUUGAUUUUUUACAAUA